UCACUGGGUUCACGCGAAAUCAUCGACCAAGUGCAAGUCCAUUCUGCUCAAGGGGAACGAGAGGAUAAGCCAUGAGCGCCACCGACCAGUUUCCGCCUCGGCAUCUCAUCAGCGACGAGGACUCAGAUCAGGCUGGAAAAGGGGAGGGAAAUGCGGAUUCAACAGCAUCAGGCCUCCAGCAUGAGGGAGAGCGUCUCGCCCUCCCCUCGGCUCCCGCCAAUGAGGAAAAGGCACGUCAGCUUGAUGUCGCAUCAGGUGGCCGAGUGGCACUGGAUGAGCUCGGGCCGAUGGUGGUCAACAAAGACGGCACCCUCUCUCGCAUUCACAAUUGGGCAAGCAUGACGGAAAACGAGAGAGCGAAUACGCUUCGCGUGCUGGGCAAGAGGAAUCAGCUCAGAAUGGCGGAUUUGAGGGGAGAGACGGAGGCGGAGGAGCAAGGGCAGCAGGCCGAUGACAAGGCGUAGAGCGCUGCGGCGGUCCACUCUGAAGCCUCAUGGUCGGGGCUACCAGAACAGCAAUGCAGCGCCCAUUUUUCCGCGAUCGCACGGUCUUCCUACGCAACCUUCGAACCCAUCGGGGCGUGGCUGCCGCAGCGGCGUCAGCGUCCGGGCUUCAGCUUUCUGAUCGCCCCGCCUUCAGACUGAC
Jaminaea rosea is the source of this 645-nucleotide messenger RNA. RefSeq lists its product as hypothetical. Bases 72 to 464 code for a protein of 130 amino acids. Lineage: Eukaryota; Fungi; Basidiomycota; Exobasidiomycetes; Microstromatales. The record is from RefSeq and is a predicted model, not a curated record. The transcript is spliced from 2 exons.